Anoplopoma fimbria (sablefish) is the source of this 1116-nucleotide messenger RNA. RefSeq names its product telomeric repeat binding factor (NIMA-interacting) 1 (gene terf1). Gene Ontology annotation, cellular component: nucleus; chromosome, telomeric region. NCBI's taxonomy places the organism in Eukaryota, Metazoa, Chordata, Actinopteri, Perciformes, Anoplopomatidae. Gene Ontology annotation, biological process: telomere maintenance. Gene Ontology annotation, molecular function: protein homodimerization activity; telomeric repeat DNA binding. The transcript is spliced from 10 exons. The record is from RefSeq and is a predicted model, not a curated record. The coding region runs from base 11 to 1111 and encodes 366 amino acids.
ACAAACAAACAUGGCCUCUGAAGUUGAGAAUAAAAAGGCUACAGCUGUGAGAGAUUCAGGAAGUGUCAGUUUCUCCCAAGUCACCGGUGUUGCUUCUCAGUGGAUUCUGGACUUCAUGUUUGUUAGUCUGUGUCGGAGAUUCAAGGAAGGAGAGUUUGAUGAAUUCAAUGAAACUCUUUCGACUUUCCAGGCCAUGUGUCCAUCACUGACAGGAAGUGUCCACCAUGAGAAAAAGAUCAUAUGUGCCUUCCUUGCAAGAGUCAUGCAUGGAAACCAGUUGGAUGUCCAGUUUGAAGAGGACGUCCAUGUGAUGCCUCUGAUGUCUGCUGCCAAAAUAUGGUCAACGCUAAAGCACACUGUGGAAGACGAAAGUUUGUUCGAAAACAUCACCCAUCUUUUGCUUGUUCAGUCUGUGGCUGUGUGCUUGGAGAAAGGCAAAAGAUCUUCUGCCUCCUCUGCCAUCAAGUGGUUUGAGAAUAACCAUGAGUUCCCUCAGAACUUGAUAGUAAAGCUGUCGACAAUUGUGACACAGAGGGAAAUCUACCACCCAUUCAUCAUCAGCUUCAGCUACAGCCGCCUGCUGGAGACAAUCAAGUCUUACUUGGAUGCCUACUUGGAGAAGAAUCCCUCUGACUACCUUAUCAAGGCAGCCACAAAGAUGGUGCAGUCGUCACAAAACAUUGAGGGUUUUGGAGGAUGUGAGGACAGCUCUCUGUCAGAAGAAGCCAACAAAGCAACAGAGAGCAGAAAGGUAAACAAGAAGAAGGAUGUUUGUUUGAGAACCAAACGGAAACUACUGUCAACCAAAAUUCCGGAUGUUUGGCAAAGUGAUUCAUGCAAGAAGCCGUUUGUCUCUCUCAGAAGAAUCUCCAUAAACAAGCUAUCUGAGAUGACAUCCAGGAAGUCAAUGGACACCUCGAAGAUCAAAAAACCAAAAAAAACACCUCAGAAAUGGACACCCCAUCUUGACAAAUACCUCGAGAAUGGAGUUAAAUGUCACGGCCAGGGGAACUGGUCUCGCAUAUUAAUGGAUUUUGACUUUGAGGGACGCACUGGCACCAUGCUCAAAGACCGCUGGAGAGUUCUAAUGAAGACACAUAGAGUAGGCUGAAGAGG